ACUAGUGAAAUCAAAUCAAUGUGGUCUGAACAGACCGUCUGAUACAGGUUUUAAAACAUUGAUUUUUGACCAGCCUGGGUGGGAUUCAAGUGAGCUGCAACUGCCAAAUAGCCCUGCAAGUUCUCUGCUCCCUACAGAGUGCUGUAGUGUUAUUCAUCAUUCCUUAACGAAAGAAAGAAGUUCUGGAUCGCUUCCCUCUGCCUGUGAGCACAAAUGUCUCAAUUUAAAAGGAUGCUUUAAAGCUUCUCUGUGUAGUAGCUUCCCUAAGAAAGGCAUGGCUUUGUCCUUAAGGCCUUAUAUGAGAAGAUUUUUUAGAGUCUCAAGCUCUGCUUCUACCGAGUGCAGAGACCUAUUGAUUGCAUAUUCAGGCCCAAAUGACUUAUCUCUAAGAACCCAACUCCUUUCUCCCAUAAACAUGCUUGAAAUCAACUCCCAAUUGAAGUAUCUGGUCAAAACCGAUCGCUUGCGGGACGCCCGCCAAAUGUUUGAUAAAAUGCAUUCCAGAGACGAGAUUUCAUGGACCACAAUUAUAUCUGGAUACGUCAACGCCAUGAACACCACUGAGGCCUUAACGUUGUUUUCUAAAAUGUGGGUUGAGCCAGGACUCCACAUGGACCCCUUUAUCCUAAGCCUUGCACUCAAAGCUUGUGGGCUUAGUUUGAGUACAAGUUUUGGUGAAUCAGUGCAUGCGUAUUCGGUAAAAACCGAUUUUGUUAACUCAGUUUUUGUGGGGAGUGCCCUUCUGGAUAUGUACAUGAAAGUUGGUGAAAUUGAACAAGGUUGUACAGUCUUUCAUGAGAUGCCUACAAGAAAUGUAGUGUCCUGGACUGCAAUUAUAACAGGGCUUGUUCAUGCUGGUUACAGUAAGGAGGGGCUGGUUUACUUCUCUAAAAUGUGGAGAUCAAAGGUGGUCUGUGAUUCCUACACAUUUGCUAUUGCAUUAAAGGCAUGUGCUGAUUCAGGUGCUUUGAAUUAUGGGAGAGAGAUUCAUUGUCAAAUAUUGAAAAGAAGCCUCGAAGCAAGCUCAUUUGUGGCCAACACUCUUGCUACGGUGUACAACAAAUGUGGGAAAUUGGACUAUGGUUCACAUUUGUUUGAAAAGAUGACCAUAAGGAAUGUGGUUUCCUGGACAAUGAUAAUAACGACAUAUACUCAGAUAGGUCAAGAGGAAAAUGCUCUUAGAGCAUUUAUAAGAAUGCAAGAAAUAGGUGUCAGGCCUAAUGAAUACACUUUUGCAGCAGUCAUUUCUGGUUGUGCCAAUCUUGGGAGAAUUGAAUGGGGUGAACAAUUGCAUGCCCGCAUGUUAUCUCAGGGUCUAAUGAGUUCUUCUUCAGUGGCCAAUUCCAUCAUGACCAUGUAUUCAAAAUGUGGACAGUUAAUUUCGGCUGCAAUGGUGUUUCAAGAGUUGACUAGAAGAGAUACUGUUUCGUGGAGCACAAUAAUUGCAGGAUAUUCUCAAGAAGGGUAUGCAGAAGAAGCAUUUGAAUAUCUAUCAUGGAUGAGAAGGGAAGGGCCAAAACCAAAUGAGUUUACUCUUGCUAGCGUACUGAGUGUUUGUGGAAACAUGGCAAUCCUUGAGCAAGGGAAGCAAUUGCAUGCACAUAUAUUGCAUGUUGGGUUAGAAGAAACUGCAAUGGUCCGAAGUUCAUUAGUCAAUAUGUAUUCCAAAUGUGGAAGCUUAAAGGAAGCUUCAAAAAUCUUUGAUGAGGCAGAAAAUGAUGAUAUUGUGUCAUGGACAGCCAUGAUUAAUGGAUAUGCUGAACAUGGAUGCAGCCAGGAAGCCAUUGAUUUGUUUGAGAAAAUUCCCCAGAUUGGUUUGAGACCUGAUCCUGUGACUUUUAUUGGUGUUCUUACUGCUUGUAGUCAUGCUGGACUAGUUGAUCUCGGCUUCCAUUACUUCAAUUCAAUGAGUAAUGAAUACCAAAUUUGCCCCUCAAAAGAGCACUAUGGCUGCAUGAUUGAUCUCCUUUGCCGAGCUGGACGAUUAAGUGAAGCAGAAAGCAUGAUUAAAAGCAUGCCAUUUCAAAAGGAUGAUGUUGUUUGGUCAACUCUUCUUAGAGCAUGCAGGGUCCAUGGUGAUGUUGAUUGUGGAAGGCGUACUGCAGAGAAGAUUCUUGAAUUAGAUCCCAAUUGUGCAGCAACUCACAUUACCUUGGCCAAUAUGUAUGCUGCCAAAGGAAGGUGGGAUGAAGCAGCAAAUGCAAGGAAGCUGAUGAAAGUAAAAGGGAUAAUUAAGGAGCCAGGGUGGUCAUGGAUUAAGGUCAAGGAUCGAGUUUCUGCAUUCAUGUCUCGUGAUCAGUCUCAUCCACAGGGUGAAGAUAUAUAUAGCAUGCUGGAUUUACUAGUCUCCAAGGCACAAAAGCCUGUCCUAGAAAUAGAUCCUCUUCUAGAUGAUGCCAACCAUUAGCAAAGGUGAAUCAUGCACCACCAUUGGAUGUAGAUUGAAGCUAAUUUUAACUUAUGCAGUCACUUUUAUGAGCUGCGUAUCAUAAAAUAUGGGAAGGAGGUUAAAUCUGGUUGAUAUAGAUCGCAAAAGGUAGCUAUAAAGCUUACUCAUAUGAUUACAAAGAUACACAAAUGAUAGAUGGGACAAAGUUGAGGUGUGCAGGAUCUUCUUAUGGUGUAGCAUGCACGAAUUGUGGUUAUGUUCAUAUUAAACGAGCCGUUGAUCUUACGAGGUAGCAACAAACGUACAUUUUGCUGAUGCAGGUCACAAAUGAUAACUAGAAGCUGAUUUUUGUGAUUAAAGAUGUAGCAGAUGAUGGAUGAUGAAACUGAGUUGCUGAUGCAUCUUAUCAUGUGGUAUGUAGUGCAAAGUAUGUUUAUGUCCUUAUAGAGAGAAUCUACAAAACAUAGAUGGAUUGCAUCUUUCUUGGCGGCAGACAACUAUGAGCCAAUCAGAAAGCAUAACCACAUGCCAAUGAUGCAUUGAUAUUUGGGACACAUGAAUUUGUAGGUUAUAUUUCUUCAUUGAACUUGUGCAAUUAGAAGGAUAUUUUUAACAUUGAGAACUUCUGAUCUUCAGGUGAUAUUGUAUGCAAACAGGGUUUGAGACUUGAAUGCAUUUUGGCAAUUCAAUCAUAUUGUUUCUGAAGGAUAACUUCUCUUUUAUGGUGUAUAUUCGAAUGAUUAAAUUAUUCAUCUUAUGUUUGGGAUUCAAAAAGGGAACACCCUAGUUGGAACAUUUGGUUGUUCCAUGAAGUUGAAAUCCUGAAGUUGGGGUUGGGGUUUAUUGAACAGGAGAGAGUUACCCUCCACCGUCCAGCCCAUUUAAUGGAAAGAAGGGAGAAAAAGUGAUACUAAAGGAAGUGGAGGUGUGAAAGGUAAAAAUUGGAAGUAGAAGAGUUAUGAUGAAUGAGUUCAAAAAGAGUUGUGAUAAAGAAGUGUAGCCUUCAGUUCGUUGUGGGCAUAGUUUUAUUUGAAAGUUGUCUUCUCCUUGGCAUUUUUGCACAAGCUCUGGAAUUCCAAAAUUUUCGAAGAUAUUGCGUAGUUACUGAAACAACAAGAUCAAUACUGUUAAAGAAAGGACAGCACAGUUUUACUGAAAUCUUCGGGGUUCUUUUCUGAUUUACAGGAGGACGACAUUCUUUGUACGUAACACAUAGCUGAGGCAGAUUGUAACAUUGAAUGUAUUUAAUAUGGUAGGAGUGGACCCUGUGGAACCAUAUAGUAACUUUUGCAUUGAAGUUUCCUUCGUAUUGAUAUGCAUUAAUGCACCAUUUUUUUUAAGUCUAUGAUCUCCGUUGUAAUUUACUCAAUUGUGAAUUAUAUCUUGCAAUUA
Messenger RNA from Hevea brasiliensis (rubber tree), 3781 nucleotides. RefSeq names its product putative pentatricopeptide repeat-containing protein At3g47840. Gene Ontology annotation, biological process: RNA modification. The transcript has a single exon. Bases 275 to 2407 code for a protein of 710 amino acids. Gene Ontology annotation, molecular function: RNA binding; protein binding. The record is from RefSeq and is a predicted model, not a curated record. Lineage: Eukaryota; Viridiplantae; Streptophyta; Magnoliopsida; Malpighiales; Euphorbiaceae.